AUGGGAAAUACUGUAGACUGUAUGAGCUGUUUUGAUUCCCCUGGUUUGUUAAUAACCGUCAAAACCGGGGACACAAAAGGGGGAGGCUUACACAACGCCGCUUUUCUAACAUUGAUCGAUGACAAAGGCAACAGAUCUAAGGAAUUAUGCUUGCAAGGGUGUUGUGUUACAGUAUUCAAGAAAGGACACACAGACACCUUCAAAUUCUGUGAACCUGUCAGCAUCGGACGCUUGUGCAAGAUCGAGUUUGUCCGCCGCGACGCCACGAAUCGAAGAAAUUACGUCGAAUGGUUUAUUGAAACGAUUGAAGUACGUCGUUACAGUGGACAAGACUACGAAGAUUUCAUUUUUCCAUGCCAUCGAUGGAUUAAAAACACGCUGCCCUUAAUAUUGAGGACAUAUGACAGCUCGCUGCCUCAGUUUGAUGUUGAGACUGAGCAAAGGGAAACUGAAUUGUUUUGGAGAAGAACCAUGUAUCGUUACUACAAACGAAGGCCUGGAAUACCCCCACAGGUAAAAAAAGUGGUUUUAUUAAUAAGAAAAAAUAGCCUGCGUAGCUGGCUGGAUUAACAGGUGAGUGCUGUUGUUUAGUUGGCGGCGGAGCCCUCCGCCAUCGAAAAAACACCGCGGGUAAAGAAAAUACCCGGUGCAUAACAAGCCCUAAGGCGCGCAUGAAUAAAAUAGCUCACGCAUCCCGCUAGCUACGCAGGCUAAUUACGAAAUAAAUUUUGUAUGUCGCUCAUUCACUGAACUAGAUUCAAAGCUCGAAAUGCAAAUCUUUGCUUGUUGAAAGUAAUUCAAGAUGAAUGUAAAAUUAUGGAAGUGAAAAGAUUAGUUUUUAAUAUAGUGGAAGAAUGCUGACUGGGUCCUUUUCUCAGGCCAAGGUCAGCGCAGCUAGGAUACUUAACAUUUAUUCCAUGAGCGCGCGUUGGAUAUGAGUUGGCUAUAACUAUCUCAUAUCCAACAAGCGCAAAUGGAAUAAUUGUUUUAUUAAUUUUUUUUAAACUCCAAACGUCUGGUUAUUACAACUGAAUUUUAGUAAAUUUCAUUUUAGAUAUUAAAAAGCGACCGGAUAAUAAUGUAACUUCCGGUAAACCAAGGGAAAAUCACAUGACAUGUGCGCCGUUUGCGAACUUAGUUGACUGAAAAAUCUGAUAGGAAAGGACACCUUGCUUAAAUUAUGCUCUACAAGUACUGUUUUCGCUUUCCCUCGCUGGGACUGUGGAAUUUGACGCUGGAUAGGUCGACCUGAUUGCUUUUCAAUUUUGUUUUCUUCCUUCACUGAAUCGGAGCUGCACAGAGACCCAGCUUCAUUUUGUUGUUGUUGUAAAGUUGUUGUUGUUCAAUGGAAAGCCACUGGUUGGUUGUAACAUUUACUUGAGGACCGUUAUGGUCCCUUAUGGACUUGCGAAAGUGUUAAGAGGUGUAAAUUGUUCUUCAAACACGCAAAGAUUCUGCUAAUCGUUUGAAAACUUUCCGCCUGGAAGGGCUUGCAAGCCAUUCUGAAAAUGUUUAAGGUAAACUUUGUUGUUGUUGCUGUUGUUGUUGUUGUUGUUACGGAAGAAUACCUUAAGCUUAUAAUUUCUUUAAAUUUGUAAGGAAACUUCGGAGUACCAUUAAAUAAUUGCAAACCAAAGUCUGUGCUUUUUUGCCCAUGCUGUUAUGGCAUUUUCUGUUCAGUUUUUUUUUUCUGUUGUUUCGUAGGCAGAAAACUCACGGACUCUAUUUUUUCCAUCGCUUUGUCCGAGAGAAAUUUUGUUGUUGUCCAUAUAAGGUCAAACUAAAGUAUAUGAGCUGAUAACCGAGAUUGAGUGAACCAAUCAGAACGCUAGAAAUGCAUUAUCCGAUGUUGAAAAUUUAAUUUGGUGCCCAGGAGCAAGUGCCUGGGUACUGGCACAUGAAAUAGUGCCGCGCUCACAUCUUGAGUACCCGAUAUAUAUAUGUAACUGUGUACAUAGUUACACCAUUUCACCAUGUCGGAGGUCAUUUUAAAACUUGAGCUUAGCAGCGAGUUCAAAAGCAGUGGACCUCAAAAGAACUAAAAUUCUAAUUGCUAUAAUGUAUUUACAUACUUGUUAUGAUAUUAUAUAUACAUGAUGUACCUAUGACUGCUUUCAGAUCAGCUUUUGUCCAAAGGAAGAAGUAUUCAGCUAUAAUCAUCAGGUAAGUAUGAUUCUUGCCAAAAAUGAAAGAUUAGCCCUCUCAAAAUGAAGAAUGCAGUAGAUUUUCUGCAGUAGAUUUUGCAGUAGACUUUCUGAGCUAUUUUGUCAUUUUUUCCUUUCCUUUUUUAUUAAUAAUCUUCAGUCCUUUGUUACACAUAACUUUAAGGGGCACAAUAUUAGUUUAUCUAGAUGUGCCCCUCUCCUCUCCUUCCAAUAUACAAUGUAAUUCAAUUUAAGUGUUGUAAUUUCUAUUUUACGCGUUUAUUUCCUUUGUAAAUCUUUAUCUGUUACUAUAUUAUUUUUCUCAGUUAUAUUUACAUAACUAUGUAUCAGCUAAGAAUUGGAGGAAUAAAUAAAAAAAUAAAAAAAUAAAAUAAAUGAAUGCAGUAGAUAGAAUAUUCUUCGGCGGAUAUUUAGCAAUUACUUGAUGAGGCUGAUUAGAAUGUGAGAAAUUAUGCAGAAGGAGGAUUGUGGCCUUUCGGCCGAGGCAAAUAAUACCCUCCGAGAUCUUAAAAACUCCUAAUUAGAUCAUACCAAAGCCAAAUCCAAUAACUGUUUUAUUAUUGGCUGUUUUUAUACUAGAGGACGCAUUAUCCGUCCAGACGGAUAAUGCUGGGGCUAGCCUGCAUGGUAGGCGUUAAAAGAGGUAGGGGAAGGGGAAAUUUGGGCGCGCCCCUAAAUUUCCCCUUCCCUUUUCAACGUCUACCACGCAGGCUAUGCUAGGGAAAUGCUAGGGCCACUCACGCGCAUUACACAUAGUCUCCUUGGAGACAGCAACGCAAUAAAGUCGCGUUAUAGACCAACACGCGUGAUGGGAGUUGUUGCAUCCGUUUGCACACAUACAAGAAUCGCAAUAAGAGGAAGAAGUAGCAAAAAAAAAAAAAAAAAAAAAAAAAAAGACGAAGACGAAGACGAAGACGAAGACGAAGACGAAGACGAAGACGAAGAAACAAGAAGAAUGUUCAUUAUGGUUCACACCAUAACUGCGUACCAAAAAAUAAAAUCACCCCCCGUGGGAUUUGAACCCACAACCUUUGAAUUAGAAGUCCAACACGCUAGUCCAUUGCGCCACGGGGGCAGGUCUUAAGUUCAGCCACCAACACUUCAUUUCAUACUGUGACAUUACCUGUUUUUAUUAUUAUUAUUAUUAUUAUUAUUAUUAUUAUUAAUGUUACUAUAUAUAAUAUAAAUAAAUAUGAAGGUAAUUCAAAAUAUUUUAGCUAUUAAUUUUAUUCUCUGCCUUGCUCGUCACUGGCUUUCAAACUUAAGACAUCAGGGUACCCGUUGUAUUGGAGGAGAGAAGAUAAAGGGGGGGCAAUAUUCCAUCUUCUCAACUUUUCUGGAUAGCUUUCUAUCUAACAAACAGCAGAGGGUGAGGUUUGAGGAAUCAUCGUUUUCUUUAUUUGGGCUCAGUAAGGGACCCUGUAGGUUGCCCUUCGUGCCCCACUGCUGUCAUUAACAUGGUGCUGGUUAAAGGAUAGAACCCAACACAUUGGUGGCGCUGCAGCCAUAGAAAUAGGCCUAGGCCCUCGAACAGAAGAAAUUCUUUUCAUAAGAAAAAAGUUAUACUACUCCCACAGGACUGGUUGCUGGGAAAUCAACGGAUCGAUCACCAUUUCAUUUUUUCUGCAGUUGGAGGCGUAAAAAUAGUGUCCGCAAUUAGCAGUUUCAUGCUAAAUACCUUGACACUCAAAUAAAGUGCAUUUUUUGGACGCAAAUGUUCUCUAUGACGUCAUGUGUAAACUCUCUAUACUUUUGACGAAGGGUAUGAAGCUAAACUAAAAAAAAAGCAAGGAAAUAAAGAUUUAAAAUAUUUUUUGCAAUAUAAUUCAUUCUUUCCCACCAGGCCCUUACAUAUUUCUAUUCUUUCUUCUUUGUUUUUUUGUUUUUUAGUGGGAUAUUAUCGUUAGACGAUCCACACUGGUUACCAAAUACAACAUUCCAGAUUAUGGAUCAGAACCCUUGUCCUCUCUUCACGCUUUGGAUGAGAUUUUUGAUAGAAAACUCGGAAAACCUGCGGUGAGUUGACAGGGAUCCAAAGUCUACGUCCAUUUAAUCACUACGAUUGCUGAAACGAAAUUUUAGAUAUUUGUUUACACUUUUAGGGAAGAAAUUUUUGGCGAGAUGAUGUCCAUUUUGCUCGACAAAGAUUGUGUGGUUGUAAUCCAACAUUAAUUCGUCUCUGCACAAAAAUUCCAGACAAGUAAGGAACAAUAUGUUUUUCUGUCUCGUAUCUUCCAGUAAUGUUUAAGGUAACUUUUAGUCUUACGACAACUUUAAGCACUGUUUAAAAAAGCGAGCAGGAGUAUAUCAUCGGGUUUAAGAACUCGAGGCAAAGCCAAUUGCUUUUAAACCUGAUACGACUGCGAGAUUUUUGAACGGCUUCAAAAUCUCAUUUAGAUCAACUCAUUCUUGCACUAAUAUUCAGAUUUAGGGUUAUUUUGGUCUAAAAAAUUGAACAAAAGUUAAGCUGUGUCUUUAUCAUAUAUAAAGACACUCAUUAAACAAUCAUAUAUUUUUUUAUGAACUUAUUAAUUAGUUUUUGAUUGUGUUUCGCUAAUCGCCUUAAAUGUGACUUUAUGCUUGCUAUGAAAUUUUCACCAAUCACCACUAACUAACUUUGUAUUGAAGCUUGUCAAAAUGCAGUUUGAAGUAAAAUUGAUAUUACUAUGACCACAACAAACGUAAAACUUUGAAACCGAUAAAAACCAAUCUUGCGCGGUCUAGACUAGACUACGAGUAGUCCCCCAUUUUUCCUCAGGGAUAGUAGAGCAAGCGAAACGCGAGCGCGCGUGAAAAUCACCCCAUGCGAGAAAUCGUAGUCUAGGUCUAGACCUAUUAGUGUCAAGAUAUCAUGUUUACGUACGCGUCAGAAAGCUCACCUGGUACUUCAUUGGUGUUGAUAUAAUACAUAAUAAUUCUGAAUUACAGCGAGAAGAACUUUUCAAUCGUUUCUUUCAAGCUUCUUCUACAUAUAAAGAAGCAAUAAAUGUUUCAGCGUUUAUCGUAAACACUACUACUACUACUACUACUGCUGCUAAUAAUAAUAAAUAAUAAUUACAAUUUUAAUUUUUAUAGGUAACAACUUAAUAACUUUAUAUUCCCUUUUUAGUUUUGCAGUCACUUCUGUAAUGUUGGAGCCGUUUCUUGAAGGUCGAACGCUAGACGAAGCCUUAGAAUCGAAGAUGAUCUUUAUUGUCAACUUGGAAAUCCUUAGCCGUCUUAAACUAGAUGAAACACGAAAGGUUGGACAUUUAAAAUCUUUUGCGGUUUUUAUCGGUUGUGAAUAUGACCAACCUUCCCCACACAUCUUCCCAAAAAAGGCCAUUCACCAUUUGCAGUACUCCCAUAAUUCACCUUGUUUGGUGCCCAAAAUUUUGCAGAACUAUUUUUGGAGGUAUUACCAGUAGUCCAAAGAGAGAUUAAAGAUGAUGCUUCCGCAUAAUUUUGAGGGAAAACAAGGUGUGUUAUGGGAGAUGUGCAAAUGGCGAAAGGCAUAUUAUGUUUCUUAGUUCCAAUUGUCUUCUCUUUCGUAAAAGUGGUUUGUUUUCUCUCAAGAAAAUCUUAAGAUUGCAUGAUUAUAAUUUCAUGCUACGCUUCUGAAGUUUAUGAUCUGCAGGUUUCCACAUCUCAAAAAAUAUGUACCUCUUUUGAAACAAUAUUGUCUUUGAUUCGUUGAUAGGUUGUUUCGCCACUGGCGCUGUUCUUUCUAAGUCCCGCCAAAAGAUACCUCAUUCCUAUCGCUAUUCAGCUUUUCCAAGAAAAAGGAGAUGCAAAUCCAGUAAGUAACAACACCCUAGUGAAUAUGAUUCUUAGGUACGAUCGCGAUUACAACAAGUUAUAGCGGAGCUCCCUCGUUCGCAUUGCGCAACAUUUUUGCCCGGGUAAUAAAACUUGGUUAAAUAUGUGCAUUGGAAGAAGAAAUAGGGGAACUACUUUCUAAAGACACAGCAAGAACAGCAAGAACUCCACUCGACGCAUGAUAACUGCUAUCUAAAGCAUAUGCUCUAGACUAACAUCUCUUUAUAUCCUAAAUGCAAUGAAGCAAACGAAGAAGGGAACGUUAUGUUGAUCGAUCGAGGUAAGCAUUCUUUACGUCUGGAGUAUUCUAAAUGUAAUACGGAGAAUGAAGCAAAUCUCUUAAAGGGUGAAAACACCCUCCUCCUUAUCAGCCGAAAUCUUCAUAUCUUAAGAAAGCCGAAUCUAAUAAUGGCCCAACAUCAACUUUACCUUUUGUAAAGGUACAAGAACAGAAUGGCAAAUUUCAGUCAUUUUCUUUACUAAUAAGUAAGUGUCUUGAAUUGGAGAGUUAUGUCUCUAAACGCUGUCUCUGCUAUCCAUGCGUUCCGGAUGUCAGGUGGCGAGUACUGCUGCCGAUGAUUCAGUGGGACCUUCUCUGUUUAAAGUAUUAGAAGUGGUCAUCUCAAUCACGUUUCUUUGUAUGUUGGGAAUGACGUUAGCGUUUCCACAGACUCCAGUUCGUGUCAACAAAGUAUAAACUGCCUUACGGAAUUCCCUCUUUCGGUUGGAAUAGAUGAUUGGGUUACACAGCGAGUUUACGAAGAAGAUGGAGCUCGUGAUUAAUGUCACCUCAGCAGGAACACUGGCUUCCUGGACGAAACUUCGAAAAAUACCCGAGAUCCAUGUUGGAAGAAAGCACAAUAAAAACGCGGCGAUGAUAAUGAUGACAUCCUUAGCUGCCUUACGAUCGCUUUCUCGCCUCGUCACGUUUUUGUGGCUGUUAUCUUCGGCACCAUCGAGGUUUCCAAUUUGAACUGCUACAGCGUGAGUCUGUCUUCUUGUCACCCUGUAGACCGACCAGUUCAAAAGGGAAAUGACAAGAAAUGGUGCAAAAAAGAAUAGGAUGGCGAAUAUUACCGCGUUUCCUCUGGAAGAAGCACUUUGCACGAAUCCUUGUUCACAGUAAAACACUUGCGGGUUGUAUACGAACUUGCCCCAUCCAAGGAACGGAGUGAUCGAAAAUGGAAUCGGCAUUAUCCAGGCGAGAGCUAUGAUCGCCACUCUGGACUUGUUGAUGGUGCCAUCGUGAGUCAAAGGUGACUGUACUAUGGCUUGGUAUCGCUCAUAAGACACUGCCAGUAAAUGAAACACAGUGUUGAAGUAAAAGUAUCGUAAAAGGCAUGGGUUAAGAUAGCACAUUGUCUCCCCAUAUAGCCACCUUUUGUUUGCUAUACUUGCAACACGGAACGAGUUUACAAGGAUCAAGGAUAGAAAAUCUGAAACCGCGAGGCUGGCCAGUAAGAUGUACCGCAUCACAUGAAAUCUUGAUUCCAGGGCAACCGUCACUAUGACCACUAAAAUAAAGUCGUUGGGGCCUUAUUAACUAUCUCUAGUUUCGUGGUCUAGCAAACAAAGACCUAUGAAUUAGUCUGUAAUAAGGCCCAUGACAGCUUUCAAUUUCAUGGUUUUCGUAAACCGACUAAAUGUUAUUUCUCAUAUAGCAGGUAUCGCCCUUUGAUUAUAUAAACACAAAAAAGUAAACAGCUGACGCAGAAAAGGGAAGGGUUAUUAUUUUCCUUUUAAAUAAUGCUUAGGUUAAAUACAGGAUAAAAACAACACGUUAUAAGGAAGCGAAUGUGUCGCCCCCGUGGCGCAAUGGACUAGCGUGUUGGACUUCUAAUUCAAAGGUUGUGGGUUCGAGUCCCACCGGGGGUGUUCUUUUUUUUCUUUUUUUUUUUUCAUGCUUGGAUGUCAGUGUAUAUAAAGAUCUAGCCAAGGCUAAAAGCGAAAAACCAACAAUAAACGUUAAACCAGCAAAUGUAAAGAAAUUCAUAUUAGUACAGAGAAAUGCAUAAGUUGCGUCGCAAGGUCAGUUUGAGAGGACAGAGAAUGCACCUAAUUUUUUCUUUCCCCCCAUUUUUUCUAUUUGAACAGUUACUGCUCUGCAGUAAUUGAUUGAUUAUGUUGAAUGAAAGUUUUGAAUAGCUGAGCUUUUCAAAAACUGUGUUAUGCCUUCUGCUUUAAUGUUUUGGUGCUCACAUGUGUCCCUUACACUGCAUGCAGAACCUAAAACUUCACGCACUUUUAAAGAUACUUGACUAAUAAGAAUUAACUUUAAAAGGUUACAGUUAAGUUUGUCGGUAGAAUGAAACUGAGAGAAUGUGUCCAGUAAGGAUAAAGCAAUGUAAAUUUUCGUGCCCAAAAAUUGAUUGGGGAAAAGAACAAGCUAGAACAAAAAUGCUUUCUAUAGGGGUGCAGAGAAUCAAAAAUGCCGGCUCGUCAAAAAAAUCAGCAUUAUUUGUGACACAGACUUGCAUCCUGGUACAACAUAGAAUUUUCCUCUCCCGCGUGGUGCUACCUAGGCCGGGACUCCUUUCUUUGUUCCCAGAGGCUGUAUAAAGUAACAUACGUAAUACCCUGAGGUCAAAACCAGAUUUUUGCAUUGCUCUAACAAACGUGGGAGCUCCGCUACCCCGCGCUAUCAACGAUGACCUGUAGAUCACAACGAUUCUCUCCCUGCACCAAACGACAAAAUAUUUCAGCAUUUUGCCGCAUAGCGUUAUAUAUAUAUAUUUUUUGGCAAUCCUUUAAGUUUAUCAGUUUGUUACUUUUUUUUUCUUAUUAAUUUGUUUCCUUUGUCAGGUAUUUCUUCCCAGCGAUCCCUGGUACACUUGGGUGUUGGCAAAGAUGUGGUUUAACAAUGCGGACGCACAAUAUCACAGAGCAUGCGUGUUGCUAGGUACCACAAAUAUCCAUGACCCAUCAGAGUUAUAAUUAGUUAUAGUUAACACAUGUGGUUAUACUGUCCUGUGCAAAAGAAAUGAGACGUAGGGAUCCCAAUUAAAGCAGGAUUAAAUGUUCUCAUUACAUUCUGUCAGUGUUCGCUUGAUGCUAGAGGAAUUUCGUGCAAGUUCUCGCUUUACCGGUCGGAAUUUCGCUCGGGAAAAGUUUUAAACGAAACUAAAUUUUCCUUCCUUGAAUGGAGCAAAAAUUCUGCGAAGAUCUACGCGUUUUAACAAAUGAAUAUAAUUUAUGACAAAAUAGUGGAAUAUUGCUCUAACUACGUCAAGACAAAAGAGUGGAAUAUUACUAUAACUACGUCAAGUUAUUACGUUAUUAGAAAUCGGGGAAGCAAUCCAUCUCAUUUUUACUCUGGACAACCCAAAACUCUAAAAACGAUCAUAGGAAAAAGUUGACUUCCUAUUGACACGAUUCAUGUCUUUUUCUGGACGCAAAAAACGCUGAUUAUGAUUUGUUGUAGCAGCCAAAAAUUUCACAAACAUUUUACGAAAAUUAAUGCUCCCAUAAAAAUUGCUUUUAAACGGUACAACUCUCGACAGUUAUAUGAGCUAUAGGUCCUUAAAGUAGCUUCACAAACGAUUGUCCAGAUUUCUAGCUAGCAAGGAAACGUAAAAAAAAUGGUGUCAUAGUGUUGCUAUGGAUACUUAAAACUAGAAAAAGCGAGUUUCCGCUUUGUUCAACGCAUCUUUGCACUGUGUUCAAAGAGGGUAGGUGUUGUUUCUAAAAAACCGAGUCGCACCUCCUUAAUUUUCUUGUUACAUCUAAAAGGGUACACCCAUCUCUUCCUGGAGGCAGUUUCAAUAGCAACACAUCGGCAGUUGUCUCCCUCACAUCCAGUUUUCAGACUGCUAGCUCCCUACUUGCGUCACGUGAUCCCAAUAAAUUGGUAAGUAAAAUACUUGACAAUCCUUCCUAUAUUAAUGUUAAAAGCACUAGUUAUAUAUAUAUAUGACUACUACAAACUGCAACAAAUGCGAGCUGUCUUGUAAUGCAAGGUAGCCUGCUGGGCCAAGUGAUUACUGCGUUGGACUUUUAAAGAUGUUACUGAUGAUAAUAAUAACGAUAAUAACAAUAAUAAUAAUCAUCAUCAAAGUCAUCACCACCAACAUCAUUAUCGUCGUCGUCAUCGUCCUCAUCAUCAUCGUCAUCAGCCAGGAGCCCAUAACCCGGAGUGUGCAACUCUUAUACUAGGCUUAUGUCACGGCGUUUUCACCGGCCGGUUUAUUUUUGGACGCAUUUUACAGCACUUUUUGCCGCGAAAAUGGAAGCUCCGCUUUCAUGAACGCAUUAGAAAUGUAAGAAGUGACAAAGGAAAACCAAACGUCAUUAGAAGGUCAAAAAUGCCAGUUUUAGGGUUUUAAGUUUUGUUGACUGGUUUGUGGGACCUGAAAGAUAUUCUUAAUUCGCCCCCAAAAUAGUUCUAAAAAUAAACCGCUCAGUGAAAACGUCGUGAUGAGAGCACAUGGGAAUUGUUCGCUCCGGGUUAUGGGCUCCUGCAUCGCAUAAAAUCAUCAUAGUUGAUUGAAAUACUCAUUACAUGACGAUUGGCGGGUAUAAAGCCAGAUUUACAUUUUUAUCAUUAAAUUAUUACCAAGGCAAAUGUCAUCGUUUUGCUGCUUUAAAUUUUUUUUUUCAUUUUUUUUUUUGCGUUUUCUUGGUUGCAGUUUUGAGGUGAAUGAGUUACUUACUCCAGGCUCUUGGAUUGAUACAACUACGACUCUCGGAGCGAAAGGAACUCUGGAUCUCAUAGCGCUUGGGUGAGCAACGCAAGGGAGACAAAGACAACAACAACAACAAAAUAAACAAAAAAGCUAAAAGGUUGUAAAACUGUGGACGGCGGUACAGUCAUCGCAUUUUCCGGCGAAAAUGAUUACAAAUAAGUUACCCGUGCGAGGCAUAGCAUACCUACUUUGCAUCUUUUACGCGGAAACCUCCACACUUGUCAAAGCCCAUCUUAAGGGAGGUGGGGGGGGGGGGGUGAGGAAAACUCCUUAGGCUACGAGUUUUCAUGGUGCCUCCUCCUGUUAUAUAGUCCCCCUGAUAAUUAUUGCACAGUACUUGUCUGUUUUAUCUUGGUAAUUCAAAGCCCAAGAAUAGCACUUUUCCUGUCAUGAUCGCUGCUCUGACGUUUCUGCUGAUGCGUUGAACAAAGAAUUUAUCGGGAGGAGAGAAAAAUAAAAGACGUAUCUAGCUGGUACCAAACAAACAACAAGAUUGCACUCAUAUGUAACUUUGUACUUGAUAAAACCAUUUCAUUUUUCUAUCUUUUGUUGUUAUUUUUUUCGUAGGUGGGAAGAUUGGAGGAUGGAUGUUCAAGGCACGUUACCAGAAGACCUCGAGGAGAGAGGGGUGAGCAAUACAGCUCUAGAUAAUAAAUUAUUUCGGGGUACCGAUUUCAAGAAAGAUUGACAGUCGAUAUUUAUGGUUCACUUAUCAAAAGAUGACGUGUGAAAAAAGGGAUCAGUGUCGACUUAUUGCGACCAAGUGCGUCUAAGACAAUUAAAACUGACGUUCGUGGCUAAGACCUUCAUAAUGACAAUGAUGUUCAUUAGCAUCAUCAUCAUCAUCAUCAUCAUCAACAUUAGCCCCAUCAUAAUCAUCAUCAUCGUCACUGUCAUCGUCAUGUCAUCAACAUCAUCAUAAUCAUCAUAAUCAUCAUAAUCAUCAUCAUAAUUAUCAUCAUGAUUGUUUGGGAUGAAAAUUAUUAAUAAAAGCAUUUUAAAGUCAACAGAUUUACAAAUUACACAAAAAAUUCACUCCGAUGAUGGCAAAGGUCGUGGUGAUUUUUUGCCGUAUUUAAGUAUUGUGAUCGCACCCUUUAAAAAAUGUGGUUAAUACAUAAGAAAAAUGCCUGUCCAAUCCUUAUUACCUCAUUUCUAACCUCAUCUACACUCACACCAGAUAAAUAACAAGUAUUUCAGUUGCCAACGGUUUUUGUGUCAAGUUGAAAACAAGUGUAAUUCAUAUUUUUAUACAGGUUACUCAACUUACUUUGUUCUUCCAUGAUUAAUAUAUGAAUGCCGUAUUUUACCUCUUUAACAGGUAUCUGACUCAGCAGUUCUUCCUGAUUAUCCUUAUAGAGAUGAUGGUCUAAUGUUAUACAAUGCUAUUUACAGAUACGUGUCUUCAAUAGUCGAAGCAAGAUACGGUAAAUAUUAAAAAAGUGCAGAAUAUUUAGGACAGACAGACAGCUGUUAAAUAUCUAGGGUUGAUCCCUAAUGGUUCUUGGCACGCAGCCCUUCAGCUCCAAGCUUUGUAGUUUACAUUUUAGUUUUUGUCUUGCAAUAAAUUUGCAAAGAGGCAACUUCUUAAAUUCAAAAGAAAAAUAUUUAAUUUAAGACCAUUCCACCAACCAAUGAAAUCUACCUUUUUCUCUGGCAUCUUGCACAAACGUUUUCGUUUCAUGGUACAGUGCAGAUAUUAAUAUGAUUACAUUGUUCUAAUUAAUCUCUAGUUUAUGGAUAAAUACUGUUAAUAAUUUGCAAUCACAAAUACAACCUAAUAAGAAAGACAAAGGUGGUUAGCUAAGUAAAAUAGCGCGAAAAGGACUCCAGUUUCUGGCCCAUGCGUUUAUGCCAUGCAUGUGUAGUAAGACUGGUAUACGAAAUUAAGAUGAAAUACCAUAGUAUAAUCUCAUGAUGUUUUCGAAGAAAACUGAUUUUGAGGAUAUGUGUGAAAAUUAGAUUUUCUUAUAAAAAAAUCGUGAAUUAAGGUUCAAAAGCUUUAUCUCGAUCAAGUGAAUCGAAAACACUAUGAUAGUUACGUGUUUCCAUUUCGUCGUACAGAUUCCGAGGACAAAUUAGAGUUACUUAUAAAGAGAAUCAUGAAUCAAGGUUCAAAAACUUUAUCUCCAUCAAGUGAAUCGAAAACACUCUGAUAGUUACGUGUUUCCAUUUCGUCGUACAGAUUCCGAGGACAAACUUGAGGAAGAUUACGAGCUUCAAGCCUGGGCUCUGGAACUUGUAGCGGAUGGCAAUCCAGGAUGUGGAAUAAAGGUGGGCAAAAAAAAAUCAAUAUUGAUUAAUUUUUUAAAUUAGAUAUUAAAAAAAGUACUUCUUCCCAGUGAAAAAUGUUCAAACAUAAAAGUGUGCGCCUGCAGACAAAGCGUUUGUCAGUUGUAAAUUCGGUUCACAUCGAUCAUAACCGUUCUUUUUAUCCUUAAACACCAUUAACACUGCUCAGACGCUGCUUCUGUUUGCUUCCUGUGACGUCAUAUUGUUAAACGUAUGAACUUAGAAUUCAAAUUUACCUAAAACAGCCAUGAAGCGAAAAAUACUAAAAAAAUACUCUAGAAAUUGACUAAUACGUAAGCAAUUGUAACAGUUAACAGUAGCGAUGAUGUCAUAAUGAAGUCAUCUUUUAUCAUGGAAGGCACUGAAACCAUCCGUCAUCUUGAACUCGCGCAUUUUGAAUUGAUGAAAUAUUUUCCAUUUUACUUUAAAAUCAAUUUUAAAUCGCGGAGGUAAUGGCAUAACUAAGAAUCAAGUUAGUUCAAGCAAAACACAACUGAGAAAAUGACAAUUCGCAAAAGUAUGGCUCCCCUUAACAUUGUCAUACGAUCGAUAUUCUCCUCGACCUGGCCUGUUUGUAUUAUACUACGCUAAUACAGUGGAUGUUAUAUAGGGUGUUCCAGGCAACGGAAAGUUCUCUACUACUGUCCAGCUGAGCCAAGCAAUAACGUCCAUAUUAUUUGCCAGCACGGUUGGGCAUGCUGCAGUAAAUGUCUCACAGUACGAUGAAUAUGCAUUUCUUCCCAACUAUCCUGCGAUUUUAAUAGGGAAUCCACCCAGAGAUAAGGUAAGUUCAUCGGACUUCAAUAAACGGCACGAAGCCCUUGACUGUCAUUGGCGAUUCAAGUGUCGAAUUUGGCCUGUCCGAUUAUAAGCUCUUGGUAACCAGACAGGUCAAAUCAGACAGUUUUGGAGCUGCAAUAAGCAAAAUUAAGUAAUAAAUAUGGGCUGUUAACAACCAAUCAGAUUCGAGCAUUUUUUUAUUGACACAAUAAUAAUAAUAAUAAUAUGAUGAUGAUGAUGAUGAUGAUGAUGAUGAUGAUGAUGAUGAUGAUGAUGAUGAUGAUGAUAAUGAUAGUGAAAAAAAUUCUCUAAGAAUGCUGCCCAUUCUAAGAGGUAGGAAUUUUAAUUUAUAUUAGUACUGGUAUCUAUGGGACUAAUAAGGAGGUGUUCGCACUCGGUGUGAAGGAACAUAGUACAUACAUACAGCUUAAGAUUGGCCGAAAGUGAGAUAUAUAAAUUAAGACUUUUUUUCUGUUUUGUAGAAAUGGCGUGAAGAAAAGGAUCUGUUGGUGUGCCUUCCUCCCAAAAACAUUUGCGUAGACAUCAUAGUCAUUAACAAGCUCCUCUCAGAGAGGCACGCUAAUGGCUUAGCAGACUUUCACGCUCAAUACCAGCAUGACCCGGUCGCUAAAAAGGCAAUUUCCAGGUAAUUAGACAAUAUGCUGGCUUAGGCUUAAAUUUUUAGUUUUGGGGCAUUCACCCAAUUACCAGAAAACCCAUCUUUUUCUGUAUUUUCCGUUGUAAAUUAGCAAGAAUUAGCGUGCGUUGCCCCCGUGGCGCAAUGGACUAGCGCAUUGGACUUCUAAUUCAAAGGUUGUGGGUUCGAAUCCCACCGGGGGUGGAUGUUUGCUUUUUUUUUCUUUUGCUCCUUGUGAGGCCGACAACUGCUGCUUGAUUCAAUCAGAGAACUCUAAGGCUCCGAAUAUGAUGCCUAAACAUCCAGCCUAAAAGAUCACCAUUCAGUUUUCGCUAUUUAAUUUGCAGAUUCCUUGAUGACUUGAAGUACAUCGCCCUGACCAUAUUGGACAGAAACAAAAAGAGACAAGUGGUUUAUGAAUACUUAAACCCCAGCAGAAAUUCCAAGUGA
Molecule: messenger RNA, 14804 nt
Organism: Porites lobata
Lineage: Eukaryota; Metazoa; Cnidaria; Anthozoa; Scleractinia; Poritidae
Source: the annotation of a GenBank genome assembly